This is a messenger RNA of Leucoraja erinaceus (little skate), 2313 nucleotides long. Its product is annotated as V-type proton ATPase subunit d 1. The transcript is spliced from 8 exons. NCBI's taxonomy places the organism in Eukaryota, Metazoa, Chordata, Chondrichthyes, Rajiformes, Rajidae. Gene Ontology annotation, biological process: vacuolar transport; proton transmembrane transport; vacuolar acidification. Gene Ontology annotation, cellular component: plasma membrane proton-transporting V-type ATPase complex; early endosome; lysosomal membrane. Gene Ontology annotation, molecular function: proton-transporting ATPase activity, rotational mechanism. Bases 102 to 1157 code for a protein of 351 amino acids. The record is from RefSeq and is a predicted model, not a curated record.
UGCACUAGCACGGCGCGUGCGCGGCGCGGAUCAGCUGAGCGGUCAGGUGGUGUCGGGCGGCCGUGUCACCGACUCGCGGGACGGCUCCUUCCUCAGGCGACAUGGGCUCCUUCAACGAACUCUACUUCAACGUGAACGACGGUUACCUGGAGGGACUGGUGAGGGGCUUCAAGGCUGGCAUCUUGUCGCAGGGCGACUACCUGAAUCUGGUGCAGUGCGAGACCUUGGAAGAUCUGAAGCUCCAUCUUCAGAGCACGGACUAUGGCAAUUUCCUGGCAAACGAGGCCUCCCCACUCACCGUGUCAGUAAUUGAUGACAAAUUGAAGGAGAAGAUGGUGGUUGAAUUCAGGCACAUGAGGAACCAUGCAUACGAGCCACUGGCGAGCUUUCUGGACUUUAUCACGUACAGCUACAUGAUCGAUAACGUAAUUCUCCUGAUCACUGGAACGUUACACCAACGAUCCAUUUCUGAACUAGUUCCAAAGUGCCAUCCCUUAGGCAGCUUUGAACAAAUGGAGGCUGUAAAUAUUGCUCAGACACCAGCAGAACUUUACAAUGCCAUCUUGGUUGAUACUCCUUUAGCUGCAUUUUUCCAGGACUGUAUAUCAGAACAGGACCUUGAUGAAAUGAAUAUUGAAAUUAUUCGUAAUACGCUGUACAAGGCAUAUCUUGAAUCGUUUUACAAGUUCUGCAAAAUGUUGGGAGGUACAACUGCUGAUGCCAUGUGUCCUAUUUUGGAGUUUGAAGCAGACAGGCGUGCUUUCAUCAUCACCAUAAACUCUUUUGGGACCGAACUUUCUAAAGAAGAUCGAGCUAAACUGUUCCCUCAUUGCGGAAAACUAUAUCCUGAAGGACUUGCUCAAUUAGCUAGAGCUGAUGACUAUGAGCAGGUGAAGACUGUUGCGGACUAUUAUCCAGAAUACAAACUACUGUUUGAAGGAGCUGGCAGUAAUCCUGGAGACAAAACACUUGAGGAUAGAUUUUUUGAACACGAGGUAAAACUGAACAAGUUGGCAUUCUUGAAUCAAUUCCACUUUGGUGUCUUCUAUGCAUAUGUGAAGCUUAAAGAACAGGAAUGCAGGAAUAUUGUAUGGAUCGCAGAGUGUAUUGCACAGAGGCACAGGGCCAAGAUUGAUAACUAUAUUCCCAUCUUCUGAAAUCUCAAUCUGCUGCUGAUACAUGAAGUGCUAAUUGCAUUCAUCUCCCUGCACUGUUUCUAGUUAAGAAUGUUUUCAUUUGUAAAGCUUGUGUUGCGUUUCCUGGAUAUAUUCCACGUCAUUUUUAUUUAAAAGACAUUGCUGGCAAUCUAACCUGUAACCACUUCCUUGAUCUAACAUUAAGACGAUGUAACACCAGAUCCUUGUUAAUACUUAUAAAUAAUUUUAAUUAUGGUAAUCUUUGCAGCAUUUGCAAGUUGAUUUUGCUAAAUUCAACACCAAUGCUAUUUUCUCUGCUUAAUUGUAGUGACUUUUUUUUUUUGAUACCUGAUUUACCAAAUAUUGUGUGGCAAACUAACUGAGCUUUUGGCAAUGUUACUAUUCUCUCUUGGAGUGCAUAAAAAAUCUUUAUAAAUUGCAGUGUCUUAAUUUCAGUGCAGUCAAGGUGAACAGAUGGAUCAGAAAGUCAGCAUUAUCUUUUCAGACUGUCAGUCCAUGUAACGAUUUCCUGUGAUCGAUGGUAGUGCAAUGUGCUAUUUCCAGCAAAUACUCCAAAUAGCACUUGGGAGCUAAAAAAUGUUUUAUUUUUAAAUGUUGGAGCCAAUUGUCUGAUCUUAUUCUUUCAGAAUUGUUCUUGGAACGUUUAUUUGUGCACGUGGUAUUUUAGUAUUACCCCAGCAUUCACGCUAAACUGUUUACAUUGGGAAAAGGAUUGCUUGCUUGACUCCUAUUCACUGAGCAAUUUUUCUUGUCAUGUUGAAAUAUAAAAAUGGAAAUUUUGAAAAUGAAUGGUAGAUACCUGAGUAUGCACCAGUGAUUUCUGUGUUUGGUAAUUCAUGUGCUAACUGUAUUUGUGAAAUAAUUUUGUGUAAUAAUUAGGAGGCAUUCUGAUUAACCUGAAAUUAAAAGUUAAUCCUGUGAUUUGUUGACAGCUGUAUAUUGUAUAUGUGAUCAGGUCCUUCAACAAAACAAUGGCUCAACUCAGAUGUAUUUAGUUAUAAUUAAAUAUUUUAAUGUGAAACCAAGUUGGGUCCAGAUGUUCAAAAAUGCAUUGAACAGUUCCAGAUUUAGUUUUAGUUAUAUUUUUCUUUUCUUUUUGUUUAUUCUAAAUGUGCUUCUUUGAAGACAGGUCAAUAAAUCUUUCCUAAUUAUUGUA